GUGGCUCAAAAACCCUUGGAGAAAUUACAGGGUUUGGGGUUUUUUUGUGGUUUUCUUUUUUGCCUGGAACUCGUUCAGAUGCAGAGCGUUAGCCGUGAGGUUUAGGUCGUGCUGGAGGCUUUCCCCUUUGUGCUGCUGCGGGUCGUGGGUCCGUGGAGAGCUGUAAUGGUGUUACUUGAAAUAAUUUGGUGCUUUCUGGGCCCCUCCCAUCCUGUAACAUCUUGAUCGGGCUGCUGAGGGAUGUUAAAACAAGUUGAGUGAAUUGCUAGCAAAAAAAAAAUAAUAUCUGUUUUCAAGAUAGAAGUUCACGUCAUCCCCAGGCAGGUGGUUGUUUUGCUUGUGUAGGAGCUGCCUAAAGUAGAGAUGGAAGAAAGAUAGCCAAGGCUCUUCUCGGUUACCCUACCUGUGCUCACGUGGGGGGCAGUCCUUCCAGAAACCAACCCCUGAAUGCCUGCAGCGGGUCCUGACUCUGCCCUGGUGUCUUACAGGGAAGGAAGCCCAGAAAGGGCCUCUGCUCUUUGACGAUCUCCCACCAGCCAGCAGUGCUGACUCAGGAAAAGGAGGUUCUUUACUUUUUGAUGAUCUUCCGCCAGCCAGCAGCGGUGACACAGCCUCCAGUGCUAUUGAGCAGGUCUCAUCAGCAGGGAGCCAUGGGAAAGGGGAGAAGAGAAAGUCCUUGGAGGAGGAAGAGAAGAAUGGCAGGGUCAGCGGGCAUUCUUGGAUUGAAGGGUUAUGUGGCAGAGAGGAAAGGUGAAAGAGAAGACAUGCAGGAUGCACAUGUCAUCUUAAACGAUAUCACUGAGGAAUGCCAGCCUCUGCCCUCCCAAAUCACACGUGUCUCGUACUUCGCUGUUUUUGAUGGCCACGGGGGAGUCCGAGCCUCAAAAUUUGCAGCACAGAAUCUGCACCAAAACCUGAUUAAGAAAUUUCCUAAAGGUGAGGUAGUCAGCGUGGAGAAAACUGUGAAGAGAUGCCUUUUGGACACCUUCAAACACACAGAUGAAGAGUUUCUAAAGCAGGCAUCCAGCCAGAAGCCAGCAUGGAAAGAUGGCUCCACAGCUACUUGUGUCCUAGCUGUCGACAAUAUUCUCUACAUAGCCAACCUUGGGGACAGCCGGGCGAUUCUGUGUCGUUACAAUGAAGAGAGUCAGAAACACGCAGCCUUAAGCCUCAGUAAGGAGCACAACCCCACCCAAUAUGAGGAGCGUAUGCGGAUACAGAAAGCUGGGGGAAAUGUCAGGGACGGAAGAGUCCUAGGAGUGCUGGAGGUUUCCCGCUCCAUUGGGGAUGGCCAGUACAAACGGUGUGGUGUUAUCUCUGUGCCAGAUAUCAAACGCUGCCAACUCACGCACAACGACAGGUUCAUUCUGAUAGCGUGUGAUGGCCUCUUUAAAGUCUUUACACCAGAAGAAGCUGUGAACUUCAUUGUGUCCUGCCUGGAGGAUAAGAACAUCCAGAUGAGAGAAGGGAAGCUAGAAGCAGAUGCUAGAUAUGAAGCUGCGUGUAACAGACUGGCCAACAAGGCAGUACAGCGAGGGUCAGCGGACAACGUUACGGUCAUGGUGGUCCGGAUAGAGCACUGAGAGAUGAAGUGCGGCAGCAGGAUCCCCAGCUUGCAGCGGAUGUAAGGGAAGGAAGAAGUCGGUGUGCGUGUAUGUGUGGCCAGGGGAGGGAGGGUCCUGCUGGAUGCUCUUCAGUGUAAAUAAAGGUGUUUUUUUUUUUCUAAUAGUUUUAGCUCACUUGGCUAGCAGUGUUUUCUAAGUGGCUGCCACAGUGGAUCAGCCUAUGCGGAAAUCUCUUGUCCUGUCAACCCCCCGUGAAUGUCUUGGCAAACCAAAUAAAUCCAUUUUGCAGAGGUGCUAGCAAGAGCAGGCAUCUGUGGGCAUGAACUCUGCCAGCUGUUCCAAA
Aquila chrysaetos chrysaetos is the source of this 1908-nucleotide messenger RNA. RefSeq names its product ILK associated serine/threonine phosphatase (gene ILKAP). Gene Ontology annotation, molecular function: protein serine/threonine phosphatase activity; cation binding. Lineage: Eukaryota; Metazoa; Chordata; Aves; Accipitriformes; Accipitridae. The transcript has 11 exons. Gene Ontology annotation, biological process: protein dephosphorylation. The record is from RefSeq and is a predicted model, not a curated record. Bases 579 to 1583 code for a protein of 334 amino acids.